CACCAUUCCCCCGCCUUUCUCCAUCUCACCUUCUUACGUCAUGCCGGCUUCAACCGAAACGAUGGCGGAAUCAUCCUUGGACCAAGGGGGCUUCUCUCGCUUCGACCUUCUCACCGUCCUGAUCACAAAUGAAACGUUCAUUCGCGCUGCGAGUCUGCCCUUGCUCACCAAGCUCCUGAGAGUCUCAAAGCGGACUCGGGCCAUCCUCAGCACUGACCAGCUACAGAAACGGCUGUGGUUCGACUAUUUGCAUAUCACUACCGAGUUUCUAUUCCAAGGUGUCAGCCCAUCGGUCAACCGCCAUGAUGUGAUGCAGGGUCUCCGUUGCUAUGUAUUUCGCCAGAAUCAGCGCAAGCCAACAAGCCCAUCGAUGCUGGAGAAGGAGAACAAGUUCUGGUUCGAAGUCUAUCGAGACAGACAAUUGUUUAACCGAGUGCAACGAUACUGCCAAGUGACUGAUCCAGAGUUCCGCCUCCCCGAGGACCCAAGAUCUAACGGACUCGAGGGAUUAUCCGUCCAGGAGAUGGUCGCGGUCGCUGAAAUUGGAUACUUAGAGUUCCAGUGGUUGAUAAAGAUUGAAGAAUGGAACCGUCUCACGAUUCGACCCAAUGAGAGAAGAGCCGGCAGCGUCCAUGUUUCGAAGCUUCUGCCAUUUGACAUCCCAAGGGUCGACGUCGCAAUGGGAAGGAAAAUGACAGUCGAGGAUGUAUCGUUUCUGGAAGUGUCCGGGUGGCCCAAGUGGCUCUCCAGCAUUCAAAAUCUGACAGUCAAGUAUAGCUACCGGGAACAAACUACCGAUCUACUCAUCAGCCUGGAAGGCCUGCCGAAGGAGCUUCCCAGGCUGAGAAAGUUCGACCUGAGAGGAUGCAGCCAACUGGCGUCGCUCAAGGGAAUGCCUGAGAUGCCAAUGUUGGAGACUCUUCAGCUUCCCAAGUCGAUAAAAUCCCCUGAAGGAAUCCCGAAGGAGCUGCCUUCGCUGACGACUCUCGACCUGAGUGGAUGCAGUCAACUCACAUCGCUCAAGGAAUUGCCUGAGAUGCCAAUGUUGGAGACUCUUCAGCUUCCCAAGUCGAUUGAGUCCCUUGAAGGCAUCCCAAGGAAGGCACCCAUGCUUACAAGGCUCGACCUGAGUAAACGUAGCCAACUCAAAUCCCUGGAGGAAAUAUCUGAGAUGCCGCAGCUGGAGAUCCUUCGACUACCCGAGUCUCUAGAGUCCCUGGAAGACAUGCCAAAGGAGCUGCCUUCGUUCCCUUUCUCUUUCUGGAUUGAUCUAUUGGAUUGAGUUGACUCCUUGGACGGUCAAAUGUGCCAAUGCUGCUCGAGCUCGACAUUCCAGCUCGCGUCGAGAUUUCCGCGGAUGUUCCCGAGGAGCUUCCGUCCCUCACCAAGCUCACGAUCUCCAGUCGGAGGAUCUCCGGACUUCCGAAGGGAUGUCGCGUUGUGUUCAA
Polychytrium aggregatum is the source of this 1448-nucleotide messenger RNA. RefSeq lists its product as uncharacterized. The record is from RefSeq and is a predicted model, not a curated record. The transcript has a single exon. The coding region runs from base 41 to 1282 and encodes 413 amino acids. Lineage: Eukaryota; Fungi; Chytridiomycota; Chytridiomycetes; Polychytriales.